Molecule: messenger RNA, 929 nt
Organism: Syngnathus acus (greater pipefish)
Lineage: Eukaryota; Metazoa; Chordata; Actinopteri; Syngnathiformes; Syngnathidae
Gene: ccdc167
Product: coiled-coil domain containing 167
Exons: 5
Coding region: 93-416 (107 amino acids)
Source: RefSeq, a predicted model, not a curated record
AUAUCCCAGCAAGGCGGCGGGACCAACGAAGAAGAACAUGACUUCCGCAUACGUCUCCACGCGGUUUUUUUCCCCUUUUACCUUUUCUGAAAAUGGUGAAAGUGAAGGACAAACGUCGGCAGAACGUCAGCGUGGCCACUGAGAUUGACCGCUUGGAGGAGCGGCGCGCGCGUUGCCAUGACAAAUUGGAAGAGGCACAUUUCAGGAGCAGGAAGGCCGAGUUGUCCGCGGAGGAGAGGCAUCAACUGGAAAAGCAAAGGGCAACCAUAACGGAACGGAUGCAAAAUUUAGACAAGGAGUUGCGGCAAUUACGAGCGCAGAACAGGACCAACGCCAUGCUGUCGGUGGCUGUGCUGGCCGUCUGCGCUCUCUUCUACUACAUCUUCGUCGUCUACGACGACCACCAACACUCGUGACCGCAAAUUGCAACCAGUUGUUCUUGUUUUUUGUUUUGUUUGUUUUCCCCAUCUAAUUAUGAUCUCAGGGAAAUCCUGACCAAAGCGGGUGCUACUAAUCACGGAGGUGCCUACUGCCGGUCUGUUCCGGAAGCCCGCUGGAGCAUUUCUAUCGUCUCACGCUAAACGCCCAGGCGAGAGUUGAGCGCACGAUGCGGAGUCAAUGUUCACGUGGCUUCCCCGUCGCGUGCGGAUGCCGCGUCCACGUGACAUUCGACGUAAAGAGGUUGCAGCCAUAAAUGAGCCCGAGCGACCUUUGUUGCCUUUUGACGGCUUGUCAAAUCAAAGCGGCCUUUCCGAUUGCGGCUAUUCCUGUCCGUAUUUUAAGAGCCUUGGCUUUAUGACUAGAUUUUGUUUCCCAUUCAAAGGCAAUUUUCUGCUUCAUUCUGUGACUCACUGCUUCGAAAUACACAUGUGCUAAUAUUUGGUAUCCUAACACAGCGCAAUAAAAGUGUUGAGCCAAAACAGUUUGAA